Effrenium voratum is the source of this 534-nucleotide messenger RNA. The record is from the annotation of a GenBank genome assembly. NCBI's taxonomy places the organism in Eukaryota, Dinophyceae, Suessiales, Symbiodiniaceae.
CCGGGUGGCGGGUGGAACACGGCUGCAGUGUUCGCCUUCAAGACCCUUCGCACCGCCACCAUGCUCGCAGUCGCAGCUGGGCGCUCUUUGGCAAGCACGAGUACCGACACUGGAGGAGCAGUUUGUGCGGCGAUUGUGGAAAUGAAGAUUCCAGUGUGCGAGGGGCGGAAAGUGCUCACACCUUUCACAGGGUCAAAGUCGUCGUCGACGUUGCCAGCGAAGUGGGAGGUGUUUGAGGAUGCGUGGCUGGCGGAGGCAUCCGGGGAGUUUCAGAUCCAGGCAGUCCAGGUCAAAGUCGAUGUCGCGUCCACCGCUACUCAGCAAGACGCGAAGGCCAUUCAGAAGCAGAGGGUAGCGGGCCAGGUCAGCGCUCUGCAGUCGAAGCUGAAGGGCAUCAUGCUGCAGUGUCAGUCGUGCUUGGACAAGUUGAAUGUGGCAGGGCAGAACGUUGAGAACCCCGAAGCCGCAGUCAGCGAUGCAGACAAGACUGCUGUUGUCUUCGCGGAAGAGUUGAUGAGCAAGUUCUCGAGUUAG